Molecule: messenger RNA, 765 nt
Organism: Exophiala viscosa
Lineage: Eukaryota; Fungi; Ascomycota; Eurotiomycetes; Chaetothyriales; Herpotrichiellaceae
Product: proteasome subunit alpha type-6
Exons: 5
Coding region: 1-765 (254 amino acids)
Biological process (GO): proteasomal protein catabolic process; ubiquitin-dependent protein catabolic process
Cellular component (GO): nucleus; proteasome core complex; proteasome core complex, alpha-subunit complex
Source: RefSeq, a predicted model, not a curated record
AUGUCUGGUAGCGCAGGUUAUGAUCGACACAUUACUAUCUUUUCAGAUCAGGGUCGAUUAUAUCAAGUCGAAUAUGCCUUCAAAGCCAUCACCGCGGCCAACAUCACGUCAGUAGGAGUAAGGGGGAAGGAGUGCGCCGUUGUACUAUCACAAAAGAAAGUCCCAGACAAGCUGAUCGACCCUUCCUCUGUCUCUCAUAUCUUCAAACUAUCGCCCUCGGUCGGAUGCGUCAUGACUGGCUCAAUAGCGGAUGCUCGAGCUUCAGCCGACAGAGCAAGAGGAGAAGCUGCUGAGUUCAGAUACAAGAAUGGAUAUGAAAUGCCCUGUGAUGUCCUGGCCAAACGACUGGCGAACAUCAACCAGGUUUACACGCAGCGAGCAUACAUGCGACCCCUAGGAAUUGCCAUUACCUUGAUAUCCGUCGACGAUGAGUUCGGCCCUCAACUCUACAAAUGUGAUCCGGCUGGCUACUUCGUCGGCUACAAGGCCACAGCGUCCGGCCCGAAGCAACAAGAGGCACUCAAUCAUUUGGAAAAGAAGUUGAAAAACAAGGAUUACGCUCCUGGGAGCUGGGAGGAGGUGGUUGAGUUAGGCAUCAGCACCCUCAGCACUGUCUUGAGUGUUGAUUUCAAGAAAGGCGAAUUGGAGAUCGGGAUCGUUGGUGGACCCAAGGCUGAUGGAAGUGAAGGCACCGAACGAGAAUUUAGGACGCUUAGCGAAGACGAGAUUGAGGAACGACUUCAAGCCAUCGCUGAACGCGACUGA